AUGUCCAGUAGAGAAAUAUACUAUUCCGAAAAAUAUUAUGACGAAGAACAUGAGUACAGACAUGUUGUACUACCUAAGGAAAUGGUAAAAUUGGUGCCAAAAAAUCAUCUUAUGUCUGAGCAGGAAUGGCGCAGCAUUGGAGUGCAGCAAAGCCAAGGCUGGGUACAUUAUAUGACACAUCAACCUGAACCCCAUAUCUUACUAUUUAGAAGAAAGAAGACAACUCCACCAGAGAAAAAGUAA
Parnassius mnemosyne (clouded apollo) is the source of this 243-nucleotide messenger RNA. NCBI's taxonomy places the organism in Eukaryota, Metazoa, Arthropoda, Insecta, Lepidoptera, Papilionidae. The record is from the annotation of a GenBank genome assembly.